Messenger RNA from Racocetra fulgida, 357 nucleotides. The record is from the annotation of a GenBank genome assembly. Lineage: Eukaryota; Fungi; Glomeromycota; Glomeromycetes; Diversisporales; Gigasporaceae.
AUGUCGGGUAUUGAAUCUGAAGAAACUUCGCAAACUGAUACUUCGCUAGAAGUUGAUGAAUUAUUAGAAUACAAUCUUCAAACUGAAGGUUCCCAAGCCAAUUCAAAAAAAUAUAAGCGCCGUCGUAAAACAAAUAAAAAAUCUGCAUCAUGCUGGAAAUAUUUUAAAAUAGUAGGAGAAGAAUCAGUAUGUGAUGUAAAAAUUAAAAUAAAUGGAAAGGAAAAGAAUUGUGGAAAAAAAUUUAAAUAUCUUCCCGGAUGGUCAACGACCAACAUGAAUUCGCAUCUUGCAGACGAACAUGAUAUAGCAGAAUUUCAAAAAAACCAGGUAAAUAAUCAACUUCAUGAUUUUAUCUAA